Molecule: messenger RNA, 2416 nt
Organism: Anoplophora glabripennis (Asian longhorned beetle)
Lineage: Eukaryota; Metazoa; Arthropoda; Insecta; Coleoptera; Cerambycidae
Molecular function (GO): protein binding
Source: RefSeq, a predicted model, not a curated record
ACUGGAAAUAUUAGAUUACUUGCUGUCCAGGGAAGGCAUAGAAGUGGAUGCCAGGUGCUCUGAAGGCAGAACGCCUCUUUUCGUAGCGACCGCGUUGGGUCAUAUCCAAUCGGUGGAGAAACUAAUUCGAGCCGGGUGCGAUGUUAAUCUCUCCGACUACGAAAGUUGUUCCCCUUUGCACAUGUCGGCGUGCUGUUCGGACAUCUGCCACCUCCUUAUACGACACGGUGCUCGAGUCGAUGCCGUUAACAGAUAUAAUAAAACGUUGCUACACAAACUGAUGGACCACGGAUCCCUGGAAAUAGUUCACAUGCUGCUGUAUUACAAUGCCGAUGUCAACGUUCCUGACCAUGACGGCGUUACCCCUUUCAUGGAAGCCUUCCGGCAUCGUAAUGUUAGUGCCCUGGAGGCGUUGCUGGAGUACGUGGACGACUUCGACAGGGCCGCCUAUGAUUCCCUUUGGUCGUUUGGUUCGUCGACUCUGAAAUUUGCAUUUGAAUCUAUGUCGAUGGAGAUUGAGGAAAUAGAGCGCGGCAUAGAGGAAGACAUCUUAGAGGAAGACAUCUUAGAGGAAGACAUCUUUGAGGAAGACAUCUUAGAGGAACACAUCUGGCAGAUGUACGGUCCUCGUCGUCCUGUGGGCUUGUCUUUUAAAUCGGUAUGGGAAAGACUCCGUGACAGCGUCACCACGAAUACGAUUGAUUUGCUCGACUAUAUCUGGGAGGUGCCGAAGUUUCUCCAAGUUAUAAUCGAAGGUGAUAAUUUCGAACCUGCCUUGACAUUUUUCUCCAAAGGGGAAAAUUAUUUGUUGUUCGUCGAUAAAUUCGCAGAGAAAGAAUUCGAACUUGAGCAGCUGACGUGUCUUACGUGCCGUUUGCUGCAAUGUGGGUUUCGCCCCACUAACUACGACUUGCAUGCCAUUUUCUCUCGCUACGGGUACUGCGAGUUGUUCAGAAUACUGUUGUAUAUGGACAACGACUUUACUUGUCAUUGGCAGCGUGGGAUGGCCGUUUCUAGAUUUAUACUUGACGUAGACUAUAAUUUAGAGAAUGCUGUCGAAGAAGUAAAUGAUAUUUCUAAGAAAAAUGUUAUGAAAUUGUUAGAGUAUUCUAUUUGUCCUCGGUUAAUGGACGCUCUAACAAUCAAUUAUAGCGAUGACGUACAAAUGAACGCAAUUUUAAGCAAAUUGCCGAGAGUGCCUUUGUUGCUGGAAUUGGCUCGGAACGCUGCCAGGAAGUACAUCUGGCACAAGCUUAAAUUCACCAACGCCUGUCAGUUUUACACCACAAUCGACCACUUGGAUAUGCCGACUUUGUAUAAGAACAUUUUAACGUUUAAGAGAAAGAUAUACGAGGUCGAACAGUGAAGUGCACUUCCAAUGAAAAAUUUUAUUUUGUAUGUUAUUCGUUUCUUAUUGUUGCAAAUAUUUUUAUAUUGAAUUGUUGUAUAAAUAUGUAGCUUCUAGUUUUUUUCUGAUCGAGAUGAUUCCAAAUUCCUUGUUGAGCCAGUUACACAUCCGGGAUGUGGUAUACGGGGUGAUUAACAAUUUACCUAAAAACCUUCUGGAUAAUGCUCCAUUAAGAAUAUACAGGCUGUCUCCUAAAAAACGCCGCAAGCCAUAACUCCGUUAUUUAUAGUCUGAUCUGAAAAGACAAAAAAUUCAAUGAAAUGGCUCUAAAUACACUAUAAUGCGAGCCUAUUAGAGCUCGUUUACUAUUUUUUUUUUUUGAAAAGUCAUGUCAACUUUUUUUUCAAACGGCAACAUAGUUUUUUUGUUAUUUGUUAUUGUGCAAUUUUAUUUUCUGAAUCCAACAAUGUAUAUGAACUUUUGUAAAGCAUUUAUUACACAAAAGACGACAAAAUAUUAGUCGAUACAGCAUUCAUCGCCCGGCCACUGAUUCAUGACAAAUUUAUUUUAACUAAUCAUCUGUGCCAUGGAAAACAAAAAAAUAAUACAGCAAAGCGAAUAAAACUCUAAAGGGAAUUUUGUAGUUCACAGAAAAGAAACGAUACAAUGAAUAUCAAUUAAAAGAAAAACAAUUUAAUUAAAUACAUUAACGUUUCACGAAUCAUGUCAUUGAUUAUUAAACUCAUAUUUUGCAUUGUUGAGCUUAUGUAUUUCAAUAAAUAACAUACUGUAAAUGACACAGAAAAGGUAUAAUGCGUAAAAAACUGGGACACAAAUGCUAAAAUGACAUUUACUUGCUUUGUUGUAUUAUUUUUUGUUUUCCAGGCAUACAUGAUUAGUCAAAAUAAUAUGUUUAUUGUCAAUUAAUUAUGCGACCGGGCGCUAAUAAUGUGGUAUUGACUAAUAUUUUCUGUAAUACGUGUUUCACAAAAGUAGACUUUAUAUACCUACCUACAUCGUUAAAUUCAGAAUAGAAUUAUGCACAAUAAUAAAUAAAAAAUGUUUUAA